ACCGAAGCCUCGGCGGAGCUGCUUCGCCGUCUUAUGCUUCCCAGCCGUCGAAGCCGCUUGUCCUGCUCGAUCAUCGUGGUCGACAAGCGCGGCCGGCGUGACUUCUGGACAAAGAGAUCCUGCCUGUUGGCCGUGAUCCUUAGAUCGUCGCGAACAUGAAUCCGGAGCCCGGUCACGUGGAGGUCGAGUCAAACAAGAGACGGAAGCUGAGAAAAGGCACGCGCAGUUGCUGGAACUGUAAGCAUCGAAAGGUCAAGUGCGAGUUCUCGCUUCCAUCGGACGAGGUGUGCGUCGCAUGCCGGCGACGAAAUGCCACGUGUGUUUCGCAGGAGUUUCCCGAGCAGAUCGCGUACGAGGAGGCCAACAACGAGAGCCAGAAUCAACUGGCCGAUCGAUUGUCUCGAGUCGAAUCGCUGUUGAGUCAGCUGGUGAAGAAGGUCGGCCCCAGCUCGUCGUCUGGAGACAUCAGCGAACCCGGUGUUCCCACUCCGAGUCCUACGGUGCGGUCAGAAGCUCUUCCUGACCGAUGCAUUCAAGCGUCGUCCGUAAGUACGGUCUCCUUUCCAGCAAUUCGCCCGUCAGAAUCGAGCACGGCUGUGCCAUCUUGGCGACCGUCGCUCUCUCGUUCAAGUCAGAUCGCUGUUGGAUCUCUUUGAAUCACCCUUUGGCCUGAAUCUGCACGUUGUUUUGUCGCCAAUUCCUGACGCCGUGUGUCGCCGCAGACGUUGCCGUUGUUUGACCAAGAGGCGUACCGCAAGAUCAACUCCCUUCCUGCGAUUACACGUGAUGAACGAGGAGACGCUCGCAGGUUUCAAGAAAUUUCGCAGUCUUUGUGUGCCGCCUUUCCGUCGCGAAAGGAUAUCGAGACCCUGUGCCAGAUCAAAUACGACAGCACUAUAUAUAAUCAUCGGACGUUCACCCAGCCAGACGUCGAUCUGUCCAAGGGCGGACGCGACAUAAUCGAGUACAUCUCAAGGAUGCCACAUCCUUCCAUGCAUCCAGCGGUACUGGCAAGACAGAUGCUAGAAAUGGCGCUGAUGCUCCAAUACUUCCCUCCGCCAGAAUCGUCAAAAUUCUCCGAGGAUCCUCGUAUCAUCAACCGAAGACUUGCAGACGAAGCGAUCAAGCUCGUGACGACGAACGAAGAGUUGCAUGGGACUAUGGACGCUCUGGAAUGCAUCAUGCUCGAGGCAAUGUAUCAUUCAAACCACGGCAAUCUACGCAGGGCUUGGCUGGCGACGCGGAGGUCCAUCAUGGUCGCCCAGAUGAUGGGAAUCGAUCGCUGGCGCACACCUCAUCUGCUGGUCAUUGACACCAGUCGGUCUCUGCAGCCCCACUACAUUUGGCACAAUCUCAUAUACACGGACCGCUUUUUGAGCCUCAUUCUUGGUUUGCCUUCUAGCGGUGCUACCCCGAUUCCUGAGUUUGAACGCCAACUACCAAAGAAACAAUCGGGUACCUCUUGGUUGACCCUCGAGCUUAAGCACUCUCAGGUGGCCCAUCGACUUCUUCAGCGUCGCAAUGGAAUGGAAGAUUAUAAUGUCACGCAGGAGAUUGACACCAUGCUUCUCGAUGCCGCCAGGAGCGUACCAGACGAGUUCUGGUCACUUCCCAAAUUCGAUGAGCCCGAUACGAACAACAGUGCCUUCUGGCGAAGUAUUCGAGCCACGAAUCAGGUCAAGCAUUAUAGCUUGGUAAACUGCCUCCACUUGCCGUAUCUGCUGCGCGAGGACCCCAAUCGCAGAUACGAGUACUCCAAAAUAGCCUGCUUGAUGGCUAGCAGAGAAAUCAUCAGACGUUACAACAGCUUUCGUAAUGCGAAGCCGGUCUUGUCGUGUUGUAGGCCUAUGGAUUUCGUCGCGUUGAUUGCGGCCUUGAGUCUCAUGAUUGGGCAUCUAAACAUGCACCAGAACCGAGCGCCAUAUGGAUUUUUGCAGCAUCAGCGACCAGGUGAUCGAGCCCUCGUUGAACAGCUGGCCGAAACGAUGGACAGGGUCGCGAAUCUUAACGAGGAUGCCAUGACGUACCAAAGUUCUUGUCUAAUCCGCCGAUUGAUGCAUAUUGAGGCCGAUGCAUUCCAGGGACAUUGUUAUCUGACCGAGAAAUUGCACAACGCUGUGGAUGGAGGCGCAGAAGACCGAUGUAACAAAGAUGAAUGUCACGUUCUACACAUUUUCAUCCCAUACUACGGCACCAUCAAAAUAUCUCGCCAAAGCCCUUCGACAGAUGUCACGACGCGGAAGGAUCUCGCUAACAGUCCGUCUCAAUGCAGCGAGAAUGUCGCAGACUCCCGCACCGGCUGCGUGAAGAAUACAGGCCAAAAGGCCUUCGUUGCUCCAUAUCUCGUCAGCACAGGAAAUAUUGAUUUUUCCUUGCAUCCUGACGUAGACAUCAACGCCAUUGAUUCCCUGCAGCCGGCAACGAUACCCUAUCCAGAUCUGACGGCUUCCGUUGACGAUUGGGCAUUUCAAGGAGUCGACACCGCAUUCUUCGGCAAUUUGAUUGGUCCAAAUGCGUACUCUGUUGCCGAAAACGGCACUGGCAGCUGGGAACAGACCGCGUUCUCGUCCAAAGGGACGGAGGGAUAUCUUCCGCCGAACGCUAGCCACUUUGGCAUGACGAAUUCAUGAAUAAUGUAGUAACGAAGAUGUAUCAAUAUUAUAAUUCCAGCUUCUACGCUCGAUUAUGCCUGUUAUCAUAUGUUUGUAGUCGUUCCCAACUGAUCCCGUUACAGAUGUGCUUCAAUUGGUAAUAACUUGACAAGUCAGGCAUCUUUGGCUUUUAAAACCUGCUUGUCUCCUGAAGGACGACCAUAGGAUCAUGCGGCAAAUCAUAAGCUUGUUAGCGCAAGAGCAGUGUGUCAAUAACGAGCUAGAACCUCGAAAGCGAGGACGGAGUUAGUGCACUCUCUUUUGGCAGCAAAUUGGCAAUGUCGAUAUCGAUUUCUGAGAAGUCUAGUUCUAAAG
Molecule: messenger RNA, 2966 nt
Organism: Verruconis gallopava
Lineage: Eukaryota; Fungi; Ascomycota; Dothideomycetes; Venturiales; Sympoventuriaceae
Exons: 3
Coding region: 978-2630 (550 amino acids)
Biological process (GO): DNA-templated transcription; regulation of DNA-templated transcription
Molecular function (GO): zinc ion binding; DNA binding; DNA-binding transcription factor activity, RNA polymerase II-specific
Source: RefSeq, a predicted model, not a curated record